UCUUCGACCGAGACUUUAUGUCGCAGGUCGCAGUAAAUUUCUGCACCUAUGCGUACGUGAAUAAAUCCGCGUCGUAUCGUUGACUGCUUUAAUAAAAAUACCAGUUCAAACGCAAUCAAUGUAAACUCAAGCAGUAAAAAAGAUAUUUAUUUGAACUAAAAAAAAUCCAAAGCUAAACUCGAUCGCAAAUUUUAUAACUAAAAAUAUCCAUUUGGUGUCCCAAUUGUAAAUAUUGCCAAAACACUUGUGGCGUAUUAUUUAUUACGAUGAGAUUAACUCUACGAUUGUUUUCUUCGGUUGUGCAAAAGAGACCGUUUUAUGUAACUACGCCGAUAUUUUACGUAAACGCGGCACCUCAUCUAGGUCACCUCUACACAGCGUUGGUAGCUGAUGCCGUCCAGAGAUUUGAGAAACUCACAAAUCCACAUUAUGAAAUCAUAUUCAGUACAGGCACAGAUGAGCACGGCACGAAGGUUCAACAAGCGGCUGCCAAAGCCAACCUCUCGCUAGCUGAAUACUGCGCGAACAUAUCAAGCGAAUAUGCUAGCCUCUUUAGAGAUUUCGGUGUGGAGUAUACGGACUAUGUGAGGACCACGGAGGAACGACAUAAAAAAGCUGUUAGGCAUUUUUGGAAAGAAUUAGUGGACCGAGACUUUAUAUACAAGGCUAACUACUCGGGCUGGUACAGUGUCAACGAUGAGAGUUUCGUCCCAGAGAGUCACGUCAAGGACGAGGUCAGGAAUGGGGAGACUGUGAAAGUGUCUUUGGAGUCGGGCCAUCGCGUGGAAUGGACGGAGGAGAUCAACUAUAUGUUCAGACUGAGCGCGUUCAAGAAUGAUCUGCAGGAGUGGUUGAAAAACGACGGCGUCAUCACACCGAGCAAGUACCAAAAGCAGCUCCAGGAGAUGCUGGAGAACUCGACGCAUCUCCCCGACAUAUCGGUCAGCCGGCCGGCUUCCAGAGUGCACUGGGCUAUAAGGGUACCAGACGACGAGGAGCAGAGCAUAUACGUGUGGCUGGACGCGCUGGUCAACUACCUGACGGCGGCGGGGUUCCCGGCCGCGCGCGCCUGGCCCGCCGACCUGCACGUCGUCGGGAAGGACAUACUCAAGUUCCACGGCAUCUACUGGCCGGCGUUCCUGCUGGCGGCGCGCCUGCGCCCGCCGCGCCGCGUGCUGUGCCACGCGCACUGGACGGCGGCCGGCGUCAAGAUGUCUAAAUCCCUGCACAACGCGGUGUGCCCGCGCGCCGCGCCCGCCGCUGCGCACGCGCUGCGAUAUCUGCUGCUCAGGGAGGCCACAAUGGCGCAGGACGCUAAUUACAGCGAAACUAAACUCAUCAACGUUGCGAACUCCGAACUGGCGGAUACCCUCGGGAACCUGGCCAGCAGGUGUUGCGGCGCCGCCCUCAACCCGAGGCAGGAGUUCCCGGCUCUGCAUGCGCAGGAGUUGCUGCAGUGUAGCCUCAAUGACGUCACCGUCCGAUUGUUGGACGCCGCCGAGAGGAUGCCAGACUUAUGCCACACCCACUACAGAAACUACCAGUUCUACAAAGCGGUCGACGAGGUCAUACACGUCCUACACCUCGCUAAUCUGUUCUUCGAGACACACAAACCUUGGGAGCUCCGCAAACAAGUGGAAAACCAAAAACAUCUGGACGUCAUCUUACACAUAACAAUGGAAACGUUAAGAAUUAGCGGCAUCAUACUGCAGCCUAUAAUACCAGAUCUGUCAACUAAAUUACUAGACAAAUUACAAAUACCCAAGGAUAAAAGGUAUUGGAAAGACUGCGAGAGACCCUCGUGGAAAAUAAAGGGUGCUAUACACGAAACGAAGAAUAUACAGAGCGGGAAAUUCGUGCUUUUCCAAAGGAUAUAUACUGAUAAAAAUAAUGUACAGAAAAAAAAGGCCAGUGCGUAAAUGUUUCAUUAAGGCUUCCUAGGUUUCUGGUGAUGUCUUUGCAUACAGAUUAAAUAGAUAUAGAUUAAGUGGUUUACUCUUCAAUUUUGAAACAAUAAAUACCUACUUAGAAAUGUGAGAUUAAACAAUUUUUUUUCCUUCGUGCUGGCAACAUUGUAAGUUACGGGUGAUUUUAGAAGUUUUUUAGUACUCCCAAAACUUUAGUAAUUGUAUUUUUUUUUAAACAUACGUCCAUCUCUCGUUCCUUUUUAUAUAUGAAUCUUCCUGUUAUUAUUAAUAAGAAAUGUAAGUUGUUUAUUUGUCAUGUAAAAAUUGUAUACUGAUUUUUUUUUAAUAUGAACAUGUUGUAUAUAUGCAAGCACACGCCAAUAUCACAAGUCAUUUUAGUUAACUUAUCCAACAAUAAAUGUAUAUUAAUUAGAUGCGAAGAAUUGAUUCCUUCAUCAAUACUUGAGUCGUUUUAAAAUGUAGUCUUUUUUUAAUCGUAAAGAAAGCAGUUUUGAAGUAAAAUUUAUGAAUGGAAAAGACAGUGUCUGGAAAGGAAUAAAAAUGAUAAAAUAGAUAUUUAUUUGUUCCAAUAUUCCAUUAUGAUCAAUAAAUUUGUUACAUAUCUAGCAUUUUAAGAAAUGGUGCAUAUAUUUGACUGAAUUCUGGUCACGCAGUCAAUUGUAAGUUAGAAAUGCCAUACAGUUUUUAUUUAAUUUAUUUCAAAAUUCAAAAUUUUUAUUCAUUAUUAUAGGAUAUUAUUAUAUCGCUUAAUAAUUGUCGUAUGGUUUAACAACUUGGUUGACGUCAAAUAAAUUACUUAAAAACUAAGUUUAAUUUAAAGACCAUGGUGCAUUUCGGAUAGUUCAAAUAGAUUUAGUUUGUGUUCGACUGAUGCUGUAAUAAUUUAUUUAUUUGUGAAUAAAAUUGUUGAUAUUUA
Molecule: messenger RNA, 2844 nt
Organism: Amyelois transitella
Lineage: Eukaryota; Metazoa; Arthropoda; Insecta; Lepidoptera; Pyralidae
Gene: MetRS-m
Product: methionine--tRNA ligase, mitochondrial
Exons: 10
Coding region: 267-1919 (550 amino acids)
Biological process (GO): methionyl-tRNA aminoacylation
Molecular function (GO): methionine-tRNA ligase activity; ATP binding
Source: RefSeq, a predicted model, not a curated record